AUGAGUGGCGCUAGCCGCGAUGACGACGGAGGCGGCAUGGUGAUUGAUACAGGCGAGGCUGGGCUGGAGGGCGAUAGGUUGUGUACUGGCGGUGAUACCACUCCAGUGAUGAGUGCAAAACGGAAUUGCGUUCCCUCCUCACCUCCUCUCCUUGCUGAGGGCGACGAGGGCCGGAUCGAAGCAGGCCUGGCGUACAUUAGAUCCACCCUGAAAUCAGCCAUGACUGAAGCCAGGGCAGUAGGAGUUAGAUCGGGAUCCGACGGUCUCAUCAAAUCGCUUGAAAAUAUCUUUGACACCGUGUCGCAGAUGUUGACGAGGAAGGGGAAGUUGAGAACACCACUUCACCCCGCAUCAAAAAAGGCGAGGAGCCUAGUGGAGCUGGGCUCAGCAACCAGGGACAUCGGUAGACCGGAGAUGGUUGAUGUCGGUACCGACACCAUUCUGACUCCCUAUUGGUGGGCGAGCGAACAGGAGUGCCGGGAGGAGGAGACGGCCGGAGGCCGUACACGUGAGGCAGGUGCGAGAGAGCCGCAAGCGUCGGCAGCGCAAAUAUGUCACAGGGCCGAAUCCGCUAGGGAAACGGAUCCUGGGAUAUAG
This is a messenger RNA of Macrosiphum euphorbiae (potato aphid), 597 nucleotides long. Lineage: Eukaryota; Metazoa; Arthropoda; Insecta; Hemiptera; Aphididae. The record is from the annotation of a GenBank genome assembly.